This is a messenger RNA of Homarus americanus (American lobster), 12005 nucleotides long. RefSeq lists its product as uncharacterized. The transcript has 25 exons. The record is from RefSeq and is a predicted model, not a curated record. The coding region runs from base 438 to 4763 and encodes 1441 amino acids. Lineage: Eukaryota; Metazoa; Arthropoda; Malacostraca; Decapoda; Nephropidae. Gene Ontology annotation, molecular function: protein binding.
GGAUCUAUUGUUAACAGGAUAUACAUAUAACGAUAUUUAGAAGAAGAAAAAAACUAGUGAAAGUGAUAAUUAAAGAAAAUCAUUUGUGGAUUUUUAACGAUUGAGCGAGUGAGGUUGCUUGUGCCUCAGUUAGGACCCAGUAGAACCUGCUGAGAGAACACCUCACUGAACUGAACUGAACUGAACUGAACUUCCCUGGAUAUACUACUGACGGAGGAGGAGUACCUUGGACCUUCAUUCAUCGCAUCUACACACACACACACAGGUGCGCUAGGAGCUGACACACUUCCAUUGGCAAGGAGUGACGAUGGAGGAGGAGAGGAGGAUGUAGGGUGGAUGUUAGAACUGGAGGACAACCAUCAAGUACUCCUCCACAUCCACUUGUUGCACCACAACCACCACUGUUACCACCCCAUCCACCACCAUCAAUCACCAUCAUGGGGUUGACCAGGAGAUGGGGUAUAGUCGUGAGCUUGGCAAUAGUGACCCUCUUUGCCUACUGUCAUGCUAGCGAUACCCCCAACUACAAUUGUUACAACUUCAUCAGAAAUGGAAAAGCAGCAGAACGAAGCAAUGACAAAAGUGUAUCACGUCAACAUCGGAAACGGGGUGCCUCCGGAUGUGAUGGUCCACACUGUGCAGCUAUAGAGCCAAGGGGAGAUAUUGUAAUUGAAGUUGACUCAUACUACGAAGCUGUCUGUCUCUUUAACCCACAACAUAUAAACAAACAAGAUGUCCGUUUUAAGCAUGUUGAAAAUUCGCCUGAAAAGUCAUACCAGAUUCAACCUGUAGAAGUGAGCGAUUCGGCUAUAAGAAUAAACGUUAGUCACAGUGAAGCGGUGGAAUACAAGCUGCAGUGUCUGAGGAACGAUUCUUUCUUAUGUGAACGAACAGUCAAAGUUGGAUAUAUGCCGCAGGAUGUGGAGAACUUCACGUGCAUCUCCAAAAAUUGGCAGACGCUAAACUGUACAUGGACAAUUCCGUAUAACCCCGUCCAAGUUAUAUAUAAUCUCACGUAUGUUGUGGUGGGCCUCCAUAAUAGCAGAUACGGUAUCGCCAAGUGUCCCAAAUAUUCAAUUUUUGGGAAGACUGGCAGUUGUCUCCUGAGUGAACUAACCAAGCCUGCACAUGAUAAAUGGGAGUGGUAUAAUUUCACUCUCAACUCUGCCAAUCAGUUGGGAACCCAUAAUGAGGCAUUUUACAUCAACCAGUAUGCUCAAGUAAUCCCAGAUCCACCGAAAGAUAUGGUAGCCAAUGUAAUUGGCCCUCAUGUAGUCAACAUAACAUGGAUGCUGCCUUUCCCAAUUGAUGUGUUUUACGAUGGUGGUGUGAUUCAGCAAGUUUCAUAUAGAGAACGCAGAGUGGGAGAUCAACAUGAAAAUGCUCCUUGGCAAGAAGUUGAUCAGUGGAGGGUUGUGCCAAACCGCUUCAAGAAGGAAAUAUUCAGUAAAAACAUCACAAACCUCCGUCCCUACACACUCUACGACUUCCGUGUACGUCUCCACACCGGGACAGGAGCUAUCAGAGAACACAUGUGGUCUGAUGAAGAAAUUCGUACCGAGAGGACUAUUGCUACACGUCCCACAAGAGCUCCCAAAACUGAUAUCGGUACAUUUGAGGUCGAGAACACUAUCCAAUAUCGUGAAAUUUUCAUCAACUGGCAGAGAGUGGAUCCAAUGUAUUGGAAUGGUCCCAGUUUUCGCUACGAUGUCACAGUGUUUGAUAAUGAAGAUGGCAGACUUGUUACCCUGAGGCCUGAAAAUAUAGAAAUCGAAGAUGCUUUUGCUAAAUUUACCAGCAUGAAUAAGAGUACUGCCUACAGAUUUGUGAUCAGACCAGUGAAUGAUGUAGGACAAGCUGCAGAAGACAUUAAGGCAGAAGUCGUGGUACCCGAGAUGUCUGACAUAAUAGAGCCCCUGACAUUCUUUAGAGUGACUGCCAUCAAUGGUUCCGUCAACACCAUUUACAUGACCAGGUGGAGCCUCCCAGCGGAUGAGAAAGUGAACCAGAUGAUAAAGAGUCUGACACUGUACUGGUGCAAGAAGGAUAAAUACGAGCAUCGGUGUAAGAACAAACUUGAAUGGGUGAAUAUUGAGGACACAAGCAUCACAGCCAAAAAUGUGACAUAUCUGGAUUCUUCUAUUUACAUGUUUGGUAUAUCUGCCAACUCCCUCAACUCCUCCAGUGGGAUCAAGUGGGUCAACUGCAUUGCAAGUUACGACAACCCUCCUCCACCCCUGACAAAUUUUAAGGCUGUUUAUGUGACUUCAACGGAGGUAAAGUUGAAGUGGUCCAUUGACUGUAAAGCAAUACCUACUGGCUUCAACAUUUCAUACUGCAAUGUGACAGGCAAUGAGAUAAGCUGCCCUCCAAAUGCCGAUGUAACAUAUGAAAUACUAAAUGAUGAAACUUUAGUUGAACAUAUAGUAAGAAACCUUCACCCAUACACCUACUACAUCUUCAACAUUGCAGUUCUGGCUGACAGUGGCCUCGGCAAAUGGAGCAAAUCAGAAAAGAAUCAAACGAAGCCAUACAAACCCAGUGGUCCACCACAAGACUUGGAGGUCAAAGCAAGGGGUCAGGAGUGGGUGUUACUGGCCUGGAAGCCUCCUCUUGUAGAACAACGUAAUGGGAGGAUGUCGCAGUACAAGAUCAUUGGUGAACCACAUCUCAGGUCAAUAGUUGUUCAAGCCCUCCAUAACUCUGACAUAAUUGAGUUCAAUGUAACAGACUUGACAUCCUACACAAACUACACUUUUCAAGUUAUCCCUUGUACAGAAGGUGAUAAAGAUAAUUUUUGUGGUGACCUGAGUGCUUCUCUUGAAGUGCAAACAAGAAUAGGAGCUCCUGGCAAAAUUAGCAGCAUUGAUCAAGAUGACAACCUACUGAAGUGGGAUCAUGAUGAAUGCUUUGCACCAGAGUGUUCAUUUCAGCUUCUCUACAGAGUCAACGGCACAAACCACGUUUACAACACCUCAGCGGGGCAAACAGCUGUCAACUUCAAAGACCUCAACAUUUCCUGCACUGAUCGCCAAAAGGAAAUCUAUAUUGGCAUGCGUGCCAUCAGCAAGAAUGAAGAUGGCCUCAUACUGACUGGCCCAAUGAAGGAUGAGAGGAUAAAUUGCCCUGUACCAGCUUGGCCAUUGUGGAUUAUUAUGAUCAUCGCAGCAGUGUGCAUUGCUAUUGCCUUGAUUCUUGUGGUAGUUGGCACUUAUGGAUGGGACCAGGUAAAGGCGUUCAUGUAUGAACUAAACCGCAAGCCAACCUUCCCAACUGGCCUGGACCCUGACGAAUACCAUCCGCCGCCCCCAUCGUCGGUACCAGGCAAGAAACUAUGGCACUGGAACUUUUAUGUUCCCAGAGACCCGAAAAUCUCCUCAAGUACCAAUGCCUCCAACACUUUAGAAGCACAAGAUCUUAUAAAUACGGGAAGUGGUAAGGAGCGUCAGGGCCGCAACAUGUCGGGUGAUUCCGGCACUUCUGAAGGUGACCCGGGUGAUUCCUCCGGGUGUUCUGUGGGAGGGGAAUCUGACUCAUCUUCAGGGAGUGAUCAUGUGCACCAAUCCUCCUGUGACUCUGGCACUGGUCAAGAGGAACAUAGAUUCUCAUGUAAAAACGAGAAACCUGGAUCAGUGAGGCUGAACAUACCUGGCUCAUCUAACCUCCGGCUGAGACUGCCGUUUGAUAGAAUACCUAACAUGGGAGGAUAUGUAUCUGCUGGUUCUGUACCUAACUUGGCUGGAGGAAUAGCAGAAGCAGGACAAUCCUUGCAGCAGUCUACUCCAAGCCUGGCCCUAGGAAUUCUUCCAGAUAUACCUUUAGAAGCUAGACGCACCUCAACUGGAUAUAUUAGCAUGCCUGACACUGAUGCUGAAAACCUGCACUUGGCUGUGUUGGGUAAUUUAACUCUUCCUCACGAGGGCCGGGGGCAAAAUGGCUUUCCUGCUUACUCUCGACAUAAUUUCCCUCAUCAGAAAACUUCCACACCUGAUUUGUCUCCCUAUACAAAACCCGAGUCAUUGCCUUGGUUUAACACAGGUAAUGUUACUGUGGCUCAGGCUGAGGGUGGAGGAAGAGACACACGAGGUGCUUGUGGGUAUGUAGCAGUUGGUGAUGCUAUGGGUGCCAUGAAGAGACAGCCCUCUCCGCCAUCACUUGAUUUAAAUACCAACAAAUCUCAAAGUACACAAGAUGAAACUCUGCCAACUGGUGCAUAUUGCAGGGUAGGAGCUCGUGGCUCACCUGGCCCUCCCCCUGGAUAUGUCAGUAUCACCCAGGACAUGCUGUCACACACAUCACCAGCUGUUAGUUCUUCUUCUCCAAUUAAUAAAACUCCAUAUGUUACAUGUGCAAUGGCAGAAUCUAUUGCAUCACCCAAGAAAGAACCCGAAAAGGUUACCGGUGACUAUGUGGCUGUAGGGGAUGCAAGAAAUGGGCGUUGGGCUCAUCCAGUGAUGCCACCCAGCACCAUUGAGGAGAGCCGAGAAGUGGCAUCGGCACCAAUUGAAGGCUCUCGAGGUAGACCUUCUCUACCAACACGACCGAACACAUCGGAAACAAACCACAAUCGGGGGGGAAAUCGAUGGACCCCUGUAGGCCCUUCUCUCUCCAAGCAGAGUUCAGGCUAUGUGUCCGGAAAUGUGUCCCAGGAAACAUUAUCCUUCCAUGAUCCUGUAGUUAUGUCUCCAAAAAAGCUUUUGGCCCAGAGCCAUGAGCCUCACUCUGUGGUUUAUUCACCUAACCACAAACCAUCUAUGGUGUGAAACUAAUUUCAUGAUAGUGAAUGGAUUUGUUCUUUAUCCAAGAUGACUGAUAAUUAUUUGUUAAUCCAUUACAAUUCACAGUGCAGUGGGUUCACCUAAUAUUGUUGAAACUUUAUAUAUAUAUAUGUAUAUAUAUAUAUAUAUAUGGUGUCUGGCAUAGCACAGAGUUACAGACGAACUCACCACCUCCUCAAAAAUCCGUCUUCUGUUGUGUUAAAAUUUUGCAGGCUUUAUCUUUCGAUUUGUGUACACAUCAUAUAUGGUAGUUUGUCUCUGCUCUCCUUGGCUGGCCAUUGAAAUGUAGGGUAGUGCAACAAAGACAGACUCACCACCAAUGGGAAUGCUGGCUGACCCCACACCCUCCCUCUCAGCCAAUCACCUUGUCCACACAUCUCUCAGCGUCUACGUAUUAUAUACAGCUACGGAUUUUAAGGCUGUUUUUGUGGGUUUAAUAGCCAUUUUGUGAUUGGAAAAUUAGUUCCUGAGAUACUGAAGUGUUGCUUGGCCAAUUCUAUCAAUAUUUGAUGAUAUUGUGGGAUUUUAUAGUUGUAAAUCUUUGACGCUUGUUUAUUCAAAAUCAUGUUUUAGUUAGUUUGUCUGUGCUAUGUUAGAUGCCUCACAUUAUAUAUAUAUAUAUAUAUAUAUAUAUAUAUAUAUAUAUAUAUAUAUAUAUAUAUAUAUAUAUAUAUAUAUAUAUAUAUAUAUAUAUAUAUAUAUAUAUAUAUAUAUAUAUAUAUAUACACAGUAUAUAUAUAUAUAUAAAGUAUGUAUCAAGACUAUAAUAUUAUCCCUUUGGAUUACUCCAAAGGCAAAGUUACCCUAUUCUGGGGAGUGAACUUCCAUUUUUUUCUCUGAAAUUUGUGAAUUUGUGUGUGAAGACUCGUACAGAGAAACACCAAGUGUGUGAUACCAAAUCCUCAUCAGUGCAGUGAUAAUCUGAACAUAGUUUGGUGAAAAUUAACGUUGGAAAACCAAGAUAUGUAACUUAAGUGUUUUUUGUAGUGACGUUUGGGGUUUAUAGUGCAAAUCUUGCGAGCUUUGCUAAUUAUUGAUCCCUCUGUUAUCAGUGGUACACCUUUAGAAAGUACAAAGACUUGCUCCCGGUAGUUGGUGUUCAGCCAGCAGAAUUUGAUGGAAACAGCUGUGUAAGACUAAAAGAAGGUGUGUACAAGUUGGAUGUUUUUUUAAAAGUAGAAAACCUUACUGUCUGUGCAUCAAAGAGCCAUAAAUGCUAAUUAUGAUUUCCUUGCAAGUGGGAGAUACACUAAAGAGCAAUUACUGUCAUCAAUUUUCAGGUCUUGGAUUUAUUUAUUAUAUUUUAUUUUUGCUGAAGUUACUCUUUGCAGUUCAAAAGGUCAUUUAUUAAUAAAAAUAAAAUUACCAUAACCUAUCAUGGUAAUUAUCUCUGAGAGAGUGGCAAUACUUUUUCUUACUGAUGACAAUGCAAAGUUGAAGAUUGAUUCUAAUUAUUUGUUCAUGAUGUAUUGCUUGCUGAGCAUUGCCCUGCCAUGCUCUAGUAAACAACAGUUUUAUGGCAUUGGGUAAAUAUCUCGGCAACAGAUUUCAGUAAGGACUGGUUACUCUGUUUGAUCAUUAGACAUAUUGGAACAUGUUUAGAAAGUAAAUCUACAGUAUUUGUCAAAUAUGUGAUGACAGACUGUGUACAAAAGGUGGUAGCAGCAAAUUUCAUCUUCUUUACAUCAACCUCCAUCUCUGCUGGCAGUUCAGUAUGAAACACCACUGCUUAGGAUGAUUAUUAGUCAAGUAUUAGGAUCUUCACAUGAGAUGACUGCUGUGUAGUCCUAAGUUGGUUAUAUCUCCUGAGCUCAGUGCCAAGUAGUUAUUCACGUGUUGAGAGUUUAAGCUACACUUCCCAAUGCUCAAUAUGUCUCAGUUGAAUACUCAUUUUGCAUAUGUAUGGGAGAAUUUGGGAGCCACUUGCUUACUUCUGUUGUGUAGCUUUAUGUACAACCCAUCUUGAGUGUUACUUAUAACUGUUUCAGAAGAGAUGUAUUGAAAAAUGAGACCUGAUUUUUUUUAAAUAUGUAUUUUAAGCCUUUUCCCCCCAAAAUUCCAGCAUAAUGAAGUGCAGUUCUUGGUGUUUGCAGAUAUAUUGUUUCUGAUACAAGUUUGUGAUAUACAAGAUGGUCUAGAAAGUUCAGUUGCAUCAUUGAGACUCAGUGGCGUGUUCAUGUUGUGUUUAAGAAUGUUUAUUGCAUGCUCCCUACUUGUUAUCUGUUCAUCUGUUCAUGUAUAUUGUGUAUGUUAACUUACUGCCCAAUGUUCACAUCUUUCAACUUACCGCCCAGAGUCACUAAAACUGUCAGUGUCCACGCAUCACCACACUUGCUUGGUUCUACCCGCACAUCCAUAAAAAUCAAAACUUGUGUCCAACCUGACUAUUAUGAUAAUUGUAGUCAGAUACUCAUUCAUAUAGAUAACUUUUCUCAUUUUCUCAUAUCCAAUUCAGUCAUGAAAUAUUUUACACCCAAGUUAAACCGGCCCAUAGUAGAGAUCAACAUUAGAGUGUAUCAUAAACAAUACCCUGUGAUACAGCGUUCAUGCCUGCUCAAGGUUCAGUGUCCUAGGAGUGUUAAAGGAGUUGUUUCAAGGAGAAAUGGAUGAUGUUAUCCAAGAAUAAGGUGUCAAUCUUUCCUGAACAUAAACAAAAAUCCAUCGAGUUGAAAUCUUGUGGUGCACCUGUGAUUAUGAGGAUGAGUAUUGAAUUUUUUUGUUUUUUCUCUGAAUCAAAGGUAAUAUCAACAAUGGUUAAGGAACUAGGAUAAUAUCACUAUAAUGUAGAAGGACUGAUUACAGGUUGUAUUAUGAUUAAUUUGAAGAAUGUUAUCACCCUUCCCUGUAAAGUGUGUUUUUACCAAGAUAAAUUCUAUAGUUUCCAGAAUGCAGAAAAGGAUUGAUAGAUUGAAAAAAGUUUGACUAAAACAGAUAUCAUGUAAUCUUUUAUGGUAAGUACAGGUAUAGAUCCUCAAAUAUGGGACCAUUGGGAUAAACACUGAACCCGUUUUGAGAUUUUUCCGCUUUCCUGGAUCAUCCAUGUUACCAUAGGCCUACAUGGAGACUACUUCAGGUUUUGCUUUUACACUGUGUCACACACACACACACACACACACACACACACACACACAGCUGAAUGUUGGUUUUACUUCUUAAAUAACAAAAUAAAGAAAAUUUGUACAUGCUUAAAAAAUAAAACAAUAAAUACAAUCUAUUCAGAAGUUGAGAGCUUCAGAAAAUUAAGUUUGUGGUUUGUGGAUGCUCCAGCAGCAUCUAGUGAGUCACAUCUGCCAGAACUAGUGAGUUCAUGAAUAAUUAUUAUUGUUUGAUUGAAUAAAUAGCCUGUGUGCGUGUAUAUAUAUAUAUAUAUAUAUAUAUAUAUAUAUAUAUAUAUAUAUAUAUAUAUAUAUAUAUAUAUAUAUAUAUAUAUAUAUAUAUAUAUAUAUAUAUAUAUAUAUAUAUAUAUAUAUGUUGUUUUUACAGAGCUUUUGAAAUUAAUAUUGGUCAAAUUAAACCAAAGAUUUGCUGGGACAUCAACAAACCUUUUAACAUUCAACUGAGUGUGUGUGUGUGUGAUCACAUUAAAACACAUAUUUCCAGGUUAUUGAACAAAUUAUAAUUCAGGAUUAAAGGCAUACCAGUUAAUAACAACAGCAAUUUCCAUCUGAUAAUUAACGUAAUUUUUUUUCACAUUAAUUGGCAUACAUUACGUGUCACUUUUCAUAAGGAUUGAGGCGUUGCAAUGUUAACAAAUGAAAAAAUUUCUCUGGAUUUGCAAACACUAUUUAGGUUAGGAUUCAGAUUAUACUGUACAGUACUAUAGUUUAUACUAUAAUCAUUUAAAGUACAGUACAGGUAUGUGUAUUGUGGGCUAUUAGGGUCAUUGAUACUUUGUUAUAUCAAAGUCUUAUUUAUGUGAAAAUUUGAGUAUACAAUACUGUACUGUAUGUGGUUCGAAGGUCAGUACACAAGUGUGGUACAUGAUGUUUCAGAUGUGUGGUGCCAAGGUCCAAUGAAUCUUGAAAAUAAAUUUUGUAAAAUAUUUAAGUUCACUGCGCUGUUGUUUCCAAGAGUACGCAUCUUGUGGUGUUUUGCUGUAAAAACUCUCGACCAAAUUAAUUGGUGUGUGGCCAGACUGUUUAAUAGAUUUUUUUUUUUAAAUUGGGUAUCACAGUGGUCAUGGGAACCAUAAUAGGCUUGAGUCUUAUUGGCACAUUAUAUGUAUUGGUUAAAUUCGAUCUUAAGACAGGCUCAAACUUAUUGUCACAAUGAGAUUAAGGCUUAGUCUUCAUUUUCCAUUAGAAUUUAGAGUAAUUUAACACAUGAGUCCUUGAUGUGCUAUUAUGUAUGGCACCCAACAGAAUUAUAAGCCCAGUAGACCACAAAUAUAAAAACUUGAAAAGUACUGUUCAGAUUAAAUUUUUCAUUUAAACCAUGUGUUAAGACAUGGAGCUCCAUGGGCAUGUAAAGCCCUAAUUUACCACAAAAUUUCCAGGCACAUUUUUUUGUUAAAACUCCAUUUUAUUAUUACAGGGUCCUUAUCCUAUUAGACCCCAAGCUCAUUGGCAACCUAAGCUUUGGGCUUGUUCGUCAUUUCCAUUAAAACUUGGUCUCCUGUAGUAUGCUCAUGUACAGGUGUACCUUAUUUCAUCAAGAUCAACUUGGUCCUUUUGGGAAAAGUUCUUGAGAAUUUUAGAAGAAUUUCAUGUGACCCAAAUUUAGUCUUUGGAGAUCUUUUAAAAGUCCAUUGAGUAGGGAUCCUAUGUGUAUAAUGAUGUAUUUUUGUGGAUUAUUUUUACUAAUGAGUAUAAAUCCCUAAAAAGAUUGGCUCAAUACCUAUAAGCCAGUGAAACUGGCAUUGAAAAAGUACUUUAGAUAUUGUAAAAUAGUCAUUAUAAAAUGAAGGAAUAAUAAUUCUAAACAGUAUUAUAAAUAGUAUCACUUAUAAGUUAGUGCCACGGAUUAUUUUCAGUCUAUUAAUGAAAUGUUGGAUUAUAAUUUUUACAUAAAAGUUUGUGAAGUUUGAAUAUAUGGAGUGCAAAGACAUGGACGGUUACUAAACAUUAUAUACUUGCACUUUUUUCCAAUACACAGUACAGUACUGUACAGCAUAUAUGUUAUGAUGCCACAACUCCAUUUUAUUUCAGACAUGGUAAUUAGUCCUUUGAUAAUUGUGAUAUUCUUCAGUUCUUAGAGCCACUGACAUGAAACAAAUACAGUGAACAGUGGUUAAAGCCUUCAUUCAGUGAUCUUCAGAAGUAUUGAAGGUGUUAUAUACUAUACAGUGUAUAUACUGUGUUGGAUUUGUGAAGCAUAAGCCACAGCCUCUGUUGGAGAAGUAUAAAGUUUUGGUUAAUUUUAUGGAUAAAGUUAAGAUUGUACAUAGUAUUACUUGUUGGCUCUUGUCUAGUUGGGAUCUUAAACCAAAAUUAUAUGCUUUUUUUAAUAUGGAGAACACCUAGGAUUUUUUUAUUAAUAAUAACAAUAAAAGUCGAAUUUAUAAAAAAAUAAAAUAUAAUAGAGAAAGUUAUGUAUAUCAGUGGAUUGUUGUCUGUGAGAGACCCUUAAACCAUAUACAAUCUGCUAUGUCUAGUCCUGAACUGUAACCUUGUACAAAGUUACCGUGGAUGAGUUCUGUGAAUUUUAUAUGCCAUCAGCAGUUGAAUAGUCUGUAAUAUAAGCAACUCCUAUUCUCUCUGGUAUACUAACGUAACAUGCAUUUGUAUGAUACUCAUUAUCAAACAAUCUCAUUGGGGGAAAAAGAGCAGGUGACAUUUACUGAAAAUAGUCAAAAGAAUCUUUGUGUUUUAUAUUUUUUAAUAAAGCUUGGCAGUUUCACAGUACUUCUCAUGCAAUUGGAAAGUACAGUAAUAUCUUCUUACUCCAGUCAAUCAGAUAUUAUAUGUAUUGUUACCAAGAAAACCAAUUUAAAGAAUUAAUGUAAGAGAUUUCUAUUUUAUUAGAGUUAAAGGAGAUGCUUGCUAACCAUAUGCAUUAUGUUCACAAGUGCUGUCAUGUUAUGUAACUGCUGAAAAUUUAUACAAAUAUUGAUGAAUUAUAUGAGGUUGAGAAAUUAUUUUGAGGAGAUGUUACCUGUGGGUGACUGCCACCUUGUAAAUAGAUAAUGAUACAGGAAAAUGGUCACCCACAUGGGUACAGUACCACACCUUAUGUAAGACUUCAAAAUUUGUGCCAAACUGACAGUGGCAAAUGAACAACAGUUGUCUCUGUCAAGCCUCUGGUUUUACCAUUAGAUUUCCUCCUUUAACAAAAUGUACACUAUUUUUGUAGUUUUUCUUUGUUUGUCUUCAUUUUUUCUUAGAAAUUAUGGCAAAAUUUGAAUGUGGAAUUAAGAAAUUGUAUUUCACAAUUGUAUACAACUGCAUGUCCAGUUUAGGGAAAUCUAUUAUAGAUAUAAUGUUGGUGGUAUGAUAGUGUACAGCAGAUUUAGAUGUGCUGGCAAUGUUUGAGAUUAAUGUUAGGUGUGCUGGCAGAUUGAAUAAGAAAAUUAUUCUUUGUGGCAUCCAUGUUGCCAUAUCACCACAAUGCUCAUGAAAGGCAUGCUUGUUUGACAUACUGUAUAUAAAUGAUAUAUCCAAGAUAAUUCCCUCCCACAUGUCUUAAAUAGGCUCAUGUUAAUGUGUGCUGAGUAGAUUAUUUCAUCCCAUUUUCAUAUUGACAAUUUGUGAAAAGUAGAGAUAAAAGAUUUUGAUUAUAAGUGAAAGCUGUCAGUGCUUUUUAGUUAGCAGCAUUAUCGCGAGUCUACCAUAAGCAUCCCACACUUUCCUGCGUCUUCCUUCUCCCUCUUCCCAAGAAACCUCCAUUCCCAUAGAGAUUACUGACCUCUUGUUACCUCAUACAAGCUGUGGUAAUUGUGCAAGGGUUACUAAAAUGCCGAGUACUCCCUCUGAUAAAGGUCCCACAAGCAGGGAAUUUGAACUCUAAAAUGUUCUUUAAUAAUGCUUGUUCCCUAACAGUUACUAGACAGACAUUAAGCUUUAUUAAAUUACCAUUUUUAGUUUAAAUUUGCUGAUUGAAGCAUAUAGCCUAUACGGAUAUUCUCUUAUGAUAUGUGCUGUAGAAAUUCAGUGUAGAACUUUGGCUGUUGGACAUAACAUGUGGUUUGUGUGCAACAUAAUAUAGUGCUAAAAUGUAAUUAAUAAAGUGUAUUGUAAACAGUUGAACAUGUAUAUGUACAAAGAUUGAAAAAUAUUUUAUCGGAGAAAA